AUGUAUUUAUUUCUUUCAACCUCAGAACAAUUUGGAUUAUCGCAAUUAUCUAUGAUGGAUGAUAGAAUAAAAAAAAAUGACAAUAAAAAAGUUUUCAUUUCUUCAAAACAAUAUCAAUAUCCAUAUAGUGUAUUUCCACAAUUUAAACAUCCAUUAUUUUCAAAAUUUUUUUCAAAUAAUAAAAAAAGACCAUAUAGAUAUUCUGUGUAUGAAUUUGUUCAAACUCCAUUAAAAUUACAAGAAUCAGGAAAAAAAAUUAAGAAUCGUUACUUGAAUUUAAUAUAUAACAAACAUCCAUACAUUAUAAAUAAUAGAAAAAUUAAUAUUUGUAGUGUUUUAUCAAAAGAAUAA
Messenger RNA from Strongyloides ratti, 351 nucleotides. RefSeq lists its product as hypothetical. Bases 1 to 351 code for a protein of 116 amino acids. Lineage: Eukaryota; Metazoa; Nematoda; Chromadorea; Rhabditida; Strongyloididae. The transcript has a single exon. The record is from RefSeq and is a predicted model, not a curated record.